Molecule: messenger RNA, 1428 nt
Organism: Penicillium coprophilum
Lineage: Eukaryota; Fungi; Ascomycota; Eurotiomycetes; Eurotiales; Aspergillaceae
Exons: 1
Coding region: 1-1428 (475 amino acids)
Source: RefSeq, a predicted model, not a curated record
AUGGCUUCAUCUUCUCACGGGGUGUUCGACGUCCUCUGCGAGCGGAUGGACGGCACAUCUAUCUCCUCCAACAAGAAUGGUCAACACGAAAAUCUCUCGUCUUCGACCGUCGUGGUUCCAACCCUCUCAUCUCUGUCGCCGGAGUCAGAUGGUAAGGACCCAUUCAGACUGCUGCCAUGGUUCGCCAUGGAAGACAUCAUCCUACGACUGAAAGAUCUGCCAACGCUUCAUCAGUUGUACCAAGCUUCCCCAGCCGUGGCUGACUACUUGAAUCACACACCGGGAUUCUUUCCCAAGGUGGUCGAAGCAUUGAUGGUCCGCUGGUAUUAUGGCAUUGACUUCAGUCCACACCCAGAUACCACGGUCUUCUACCGAACACUAGUCUAUCUAUGGUGGAAAGAAGAAUCCGUCGAUACCGGAGGGCUUGUUCCUUCAACGCAGAAUCCAUUGCCGGCCAAUUUCGGAGAAGACGGGAUUUACCAUAUCAAUACCUCCACACUGUACGGCUUUGAACCGCGAGCCUGGGUCGGAGAGACUCCCCUCCCGCCUGAAACACCCCCACAAUGCUUGCGACGGCUAUUGAGUCUAUCGAGCCGAAUCCGUCGGGAUGCACAUGCAUUCUUCCACGGCUGUAUGUACUUGAUCUCAGCUUCGAAUCUUCAGCGUCUAAAAUACCGGAAAAAGCCUUGGCCAACCAACGGGACUCGGCCUCAAGGCAUCCCUAUCCACAAUCGGAAUAUAGACCGAGGGAUACUCUCUUGGGUGGAGGAACAGCGAUUGGUGCAGGCGCUACUGAAACCAUACAUCUUUUCUGAACUGCAACGCAUCGUGUGUCAGAAAAAGAUUUUGAAUCCCGAUACAACUCCCGAUUUCGCUGGUGGAUGGCUACGGCAUACAACGGAGUAUUUGAAGGAAGGCAACGUGAUGGCCUCUUGGGCAGAUUUUGUCGAAGGCUUGAGAGAACCAGCGCACCUUGAACAGCUAGCGUCCGUGAUUUAUUGGUUAGAUGAAGGACGACCGAUGCACGGCAAACCACUCAAGGGCAAAUGGGAGUUUGAAACCUGUUGCCCAUAUCUCUACAGGCACGACCUUACGAGAGAAGAACGCGUGUGCAUGGGAGAGGAUCCUAUGAAGCAACGCUCGGCCACUGGGUCCAAUUGGGCACAACAUUGCGAGGUUGCGCCUCAGUCUGGCAUCAAGGAAGCAGGCUUGCAAGGCAAGUUCAGAAAAUUUGGAGUUUCAUUUUGGCACGAUGAGACAAUGACACGUUUGGGGCUUCUCUUGCCUCAUCUGACGAGCGAAACUACCUGCAGAGAUAUGGCCUUUAGGUGGACAUCGCUCUUGCAGCGGCGGCGCAGAAGCUAUAACAGCACGAAUAAGUUGCCAACCAACCGAGCACGGCCAAAUCCAAAUAAAUCAAACCACUAG